GCCACAAAUUAAACACUCGUCAGUCGCCGUGCCGUAAAGGUCGUAAUCAAGAAAUCAACAAUUUCCCAGCCGAAAAACCAGUGAAAGAAAAUGGUGUCCAGUGUAAAGCUUGUCUUGGCCCUCACCAUCUUGGCCACACUGGCCUGCACGGGCUAUGCCAUCAAGUGCUACCAGUGCGAGUCGGUGACCAAUCCCAAGUGUGGCGAGAAGUUCGAGGCGGAUGAUAAUCUGCUGCUGGACUGUGCCAAGAUUGCACCACCGCGCUUCCUGCAGAGCUUCUUCCCCGUGCGCAAUGCCACUGGCUGCAUGAAGAAGCUCAUCGAUACGGUGCCCGGACACCCACAGGUGGUGCGCAGCUGCUACUUCGGGGACGUCAGCAACACUCAGACAGGCUGCACCUCGGAUCCCUCCCUGCCCUUCGCCAAGCAGCUGAGCUGUGAUGUCUGCACCAAGGACGAGUGCAAUGGAUCCGCCACCCUCGCCCCCCUUGCCGGCGCCAUUCUGCUCUUCUUCGGCGUCGCUCGCCUGCUGGCCUAAGAGAGCGACGGAGAGCGGCGCUCUCUCUCUCUCUCUCUCACCCACACUCUCUUUCCAUAUCCGUGGUAGAUGUUGUGCCCGCUUUUAUCAUCGAAUCGCUUGAAUAAUUCUCUUGAAUGUGAAUACCAAUCCGCAUCUGUGUUUUUU
Messenger RNA from Drosophila subobscura, 684 nucleotides. RefSeq lists its product as uncharacterized. The transcript is spliced from 3 exons. NCBI's taxonomy places the organism in Eukaryota, Metazoa, Arthropoda, Insecta, Diptera, Drosophilidae. Gene Ontology annotation, biological process: sleep; regulation of synaptic transmission, cholinergic; positive regulation of voltage-gated potassium channel activity. Bases 91 to 537 code for a protein of 148 amino acids. The record is from RefSeq and is a predicted model, not a curated record.